Diatraea saccharalis (sugarcane borer) is the source of this 2391-nucleotide messenger RNA. Lineage: Eukaryota; Metazoa; Arthropoda; Insecta; Lepidoptera; Crambidae. The record is from the annotation of a GenBank genome assembly.
GUUGUACCACCACCAAACCUUCACCUAACCGUACCACGUGAUUCAUUCGUAAUUUAUUUCAGUACAGUACAACACAAAAUAGACAAGACGAUUAUUUUCUUUAUUUCUGUAUAAAGUGAUUCGCUGAUUGAUCAGAAACAAAAUGAAUAACGAGCAACAAAGAAUCGAAGAACUUGCCGUCAACUUAUUUAACAUAAAUGCGGUAAAAUUUGGAGAAUUUGACACGAAAAGCGGUAUAAAAACUCCGGUUUAUUUCGAUUUGAGGGUUAUCGUAAGUUAUCCAGAUGUGAUGGAAUUAAUAUCGGAUCUCAUUUAUGAGUUUGCCUUCAAAGAAAUGGACUGUGUUCAUAUAUGUGGUGUGCCAUAUACGGCAUUACCGAUUGCUACACUGUUAAGUGUGCGUGCUAAAAAAUCUAUGCUCAUGAGGCGCAAGGAAGCCAAGGCAUAUGGAACUAAGAAAAUGAUAGAAGGUCAUUAUGAGGCCGGCCAAUCCUGCCUCAUAAUUGAGGAUGUUAUAACCUCUGGCUCCAGCGUGCUCGAGACUGUAAAAGACUUACGUAAAGAGGGAUUAAAGGCAGACAGAGCGUUAAUAAUACUAGACAGAGAGCAAGGUGGACGUGAAAAUUUGGCUAAAAAUGAUGUACAGAUAAAAUCACUGUUCACUAUGUCAAAAUUAAUAGAGAUAUUAGUGCAAAAAGAAAAGAUAGACAACACAAUGGCUAAUAAAGUAAAAAAAUAUUUAUUAGAGACUCCAGCAGCAGUAAAAAUUGACAGUUUAGAGGACCGUACUCUAUUAACUUAUGAACAGAGAUCAGAGUUAUCCACUAAUACUGUGGCCAAGAGAUUAUUUCACAUUAUGUCUGCGAAGAAAAGUAAUCUCUGUUUAUCGAUUGACUUAACGUCUACUAUAAAAAUAUUAGAUAUGAUAGAAAAAGUUGGUGAGCAUAUAUGUUUAUUGAAGACCCACGCCGAUAUUAUAGAAGAUUUUAACACAGACUUCACCGUGAGUCUUAAAAAUCUAGCAAAGAAGUUCAAUUUUUUGAUUUUGGAAGAUAGAAAAUUUGCAGACAUAGGAAAUACUGUAGCUCUGCAAUACUCAAAAGGUAUACACAAAAUUGCAGAGUGGGCUGACUGUGUCACAGUACAUUCUUUGCCAGGAGAAGGCAUUUUAAAAGCAAUAAAUAAUUCAUGUGAUAAUGGUAUCGGUAGCCGAGGUGUGUUUCUGUUGGCAGAAAUGAGUAGCGAGGGAAAUUUAAUAACAACCGAGUACACGGCACAAACUGUGAAAAUGGCUUCAAAAUAUCCAAAUGUAUUAACAGGCUUUGUCUGUCAGACUAAAGAAUCAUUUAACGAUCCGCGAUAUAUUCAACUGACACCAGGAGUGCAGUUUGAAUGUUCAAAGGAUGAACUCGGUCAAGUGUACAACACUCCUGAGAAAGUAAUUCUGGAGAAAGGUGCAGAUGUAGUCGUCGUCGGUAGGGGUAUUGUGACUGCCAAGAAUCCAGAAGCGCAGGCGGUUCUUUACAAAAAUGUGUUAUGGAGUAAUUAUUUGAGAAGAGUUUCUGGCAAAAUAGAAUAAUUAUAAUUUCACAAGUAUAUAGAAUCAAGGGACCAGUUUAAUCUGUGAUAAUGGAACAAGGUGCCAGUGCUGAAUACAACAAAUCAUAUUUUACUUCAGGCAGAUAAGAGGAUUGUACGCUGUUCAUGCGUGAAAAAGUGAUCAGAGUUAUCAAUUAAAACAGUAGCUAAAAAUUAUCUAAUUGAAGAAAAUGACCAAUCUCUGUAUAUCUGUUCUCUUUAUGUAUAUUGUAAACACAUUGGACAUUUGUGUUUAUAUAGAAUCCACUGCAAUAUUAUAGAAGAUUUUAAUACUAGCUUUACUGCGUGCGAGUCUCAAGUUUUGUAAAGAAGCUCAAUUUCUUGAUUUUUGAAAAUAGGAACUUUACUGACAUAGUAAACACUGUAGCUGUGCAGUACCUACUCAAAGAGCAUACACAAAAUUACAAAGUGGGCUGACUCUAUGCCAGAAGAAGGUAUUUUAAAAGCAAUAAAUAAGUACUUCAGGGAAAUUCCUGAUUGCGCCGCAGAAACGGAAAAAUUGGAUUCAAAAUAUCCAUACUUAAUAUUGGGCUUUGUCGGUCAGAAUUAAGAAUUAUCAGCAGUGCAGUUUGAAACGUCCGUCGUGACGAAUAUGUUCUGGUAUACGAUACUCCCGAGAAAGUAACUCUGGACAAAGGUGCAUUUAUAAUAUUCAUCAGAAGGGGUAUUGUGACUGUCAAGAAUCCAGAAAAAAGAAAAUAAACUUAUUGUCUACUCUGUGUUGUACUGUAUUGAAAUAAAUUACGAAUGAAUCACGUGGUACAAUAUACCUAUAUAAUAAGUGUAUGGUAC